Bemisia tabaci is the source of this 703-nucleotide messenger RNA. Lineage: Eukaryota; Metazoa; Arthropoda; Insecta; Hemiptera; Aleyrodidae. The record is from RefSeq and is a predicted model, not a curated record.
UAAUGCAGGGAGCAACCCUGGAAGACGACCCAGAAAUGCUUGGUGAGCACCCCCACAACUCAGAUACCUUGGCUUUCGAAGAAAAAAUUGCCACCCUCGGCCUGGCCAUGGCAGAAGCUCGACAAGAAAUUCAUAGGACACGCGAGGACAUGAGUGGUGUAAGAGAGUUUUUGGACAGAUACGAAGCAGCUAAUGUUAUAAUUCCAGAAGCUCAUCAGUCGAAUCCCGAUCACAACUCCAGACUUAGCGGCAAUAUGUUGCGGCCCCAAGAUUCCCCUGAGAUGGUAUCGAGGCAGGAAUUUCAAGAUCUUAGGGAGGAAUUGCGAGGUCUUCAGGAGGUCAUCGUUCAACAAGCAAGGCAGAACUUCAUGCCACCUAGCAACCAGGUGCCUCAUCUUCAGGCCAUCCAGCAGCAGUUAGCCCAACUCGCCGUUGAACCACGUUCCAGAGCUUUGACCAACAAGGAGAAGCAGAACCUUUUAGAUCGAGUCAGAAAAUGGGGCCUCCGUUUCGAUGGCUCCCCAGCCAAAGCGAUCGCAUUUGUUGAGAGGCUGGGUGAACUAAAAGAAGAAUACGAAUUACCUGACGAGACUCUAUUCAGGGCCAUCCCCGAAGUUCUUACCGGAGAUGCUCUAUUAUGGUAUCGAAUGCCUCGCGAUCCAUGGUGUUCAUGGGAAGAUUUCCUUCAAGAAUUUAGAGCAAU